Molecule: messenger RNA, 3110 nt
Organism: Hydractinia symbiolongicarpus
Lineage: Eukaryota; Metazoa; Cnidaria; Hydrozoa; Anthoathecata; Hydractiniidae
Exons: 13
Coding region: 1222-3027 (601 amino acids)
Source: RefSeq, a predicted model, not a curated record
CGUUAGCUGUAAUGAAAAAGAGUUUUGUCACCGAACAACAAGAGUAUAAAUUUAUCUCCUCUUCAUUGUUUUUUAACUUCAAUUCAAACAAACGGUAUUACCCUGCGUCAAACUUUGUUUCUCUUUUAUUAAGGAACUUCCCGACUUGACACAUUUCAAAGUAAAGUAAAUUCCCUGUACGGACAUAUAAAAAAACGCGCGCUGUGUUUAUAAAGACGCCACAUAAAUAAGAAAAAAGAAAAACAAUUGAGGCUGGAAUUAUAAAAAUUAAGAACAUCGAAGCUCACUGAAAUUGGACUGGUUCUUAUAAAAAAAAAGAAAGCAUGCAGCCAUAAACCAUCUCUAUUAAUAUCUUAUUACUGAAACACUUUAUAUUUUGGGAAAUUCCCUUACAGUUAUGUUUGCCUAUGAUACACAAAACUUAAAAUUUGAUAGGCAAAAAACAACCAACAGUCAUGGGAGCGCAAGAGUCAAAACGACGUAACGUUUUGAAUUUGUUUUACUUACUUUAAUGACGUUUUUGUCACAAUAAAUAAAAAAAUUAUUAUUACAAAUAAAGUGAAUACACUUGCUUAAUAUAUUUUUUUGACUUUCCUCCGUUUUUUUUCAUGUAUAGAAAUCUGUGUUUUAUCACCAGCCCACAUUGGGUCUAAUCGACAAGAAACACAAAAUAAACAAACACACCACACCACUCAAUACGAACAACAACAGAGACAGCAACAACGAAACAGAAAUUUGACCAAUAAGUUGGAAAGAGGUUAGUCUCUUUAUAUAAACACACACUAGCUAGCAAGGAAAUAUCUGAUCUCAAUGUGAUUCCGAUGCAUAUUGCUUUGUUUUAGCAAUAAACCAACCUCGAACUGCUCCAGUUUUUAUGGCACAAGGAUUGGAGUAGUUGCAAAGGUUGCAUAGCUGUGUCAACAUCAUCGAGUAAUGGGCAGUACAAAAAUUGAUGCAUUCACAGGGUGUAGUAAAUUCCUUAUCACCAAAAAUUCUCAUCAUUGUUAUCAAUAUAAUUCAAGAUGCAGUCAUUGUGCACAGAAGAGUCUCGGAAUAUCAGUAAAUGACAUUCAAGUAUGUUUCAACACCCGUGUUUGUCACAGAAAGUAUAUUGCAAAGUUUGUGCAGAUGAACAUAUUGUAAAUACAUGCUUCAUAUAAAGGUUAAUACACGGACUUCUUACGGAUUGGUGUCAAAGGCUUCGUCAGUGCGUAAUCAAAGAUGAAGCUGUGUUUACUUAUCGUUGCCAUAGCAGUAACGUUUAUUGACGCUGAUGACGUCAUUGUACAGAAAAGGGCAGUGAAAUGUGAUUCUGUGUUGGCAGUAAAGGUUUGUGAUCGGUUUCGUAACAUUGCGACUUCGAUCAAGUUAAAAGCAAAUGUUAUUGAAGAAGCAAUCAAGGAUGCUUAUAGCAAGGGUAUUACCAAAGCAGAAGAUGUCAAAGCAAGCGUUGAGAAAUUCCUGGAGAAAGAAAUCUUAAGUAAAAGCUGUGAAGAUUUAGUUGAUAAACAGUUCUGCGAUAAGUUGGAUACAGUUGGCAAAUACCUCCAAAAGAAAGGUGAUCAAUUGAAACCAUAUUUAGUAAAAGCCAUGCUAGAAGGUGCUGCUUUGGCAAAAGAUAUCAAAGCAAAGGUUGAAGAUUACAUCCGAAAUGAUCUGAUGGAAAAAACAUGUGCAGAUAUCUUGCCGGCUGAUAAAUGCAAACAAAUUGAAGACAUUGGCGCAGCAUUAAAAUUGAAGGCCGAUCAAAUCAAGCAAGCAACUGUUGACAGCCUUCUAAAAGGAUACAAUAAAGUACAAGAUACCGUUAUGACUACACUCACCUCCAUGAAAAAAUAUGCCGAAAACUUCACAUGUGAAGAACUGUUAAAUCCAGACGUCUGUGUUAAUUUAAGAGCAUACGCCAAAAAAAUACGCAUUGGAAUGCCGAAAAUGAUGAACGCUGUCCGGUCUGCCAUUGUCAUGGGAUACAAAGUUGGUAAAGGUUUUACGACUGUCGUGUACAAAAUUGCCGAUGCCUUCAUUGAUUGCGAACAAUUUUUGAGUGCAGAUAAUUGCCGAAGAAUUACGUCCCUAGCAGCAAAAGUUGGAGUCACUGCACAAAAAGUUAAAGAGUCCAUUGUCGAUGCCGUAAAAAAGGGACUAAUCAAAGCAACAGAUCUUUAUAAGAGUAUUUUGAACUACAUAAAAAGUAAAUUUGGACGAAGAAAACGAAGCUUGAUGGAAAAGAGAGAUUUAAAGGAAGUGUUGGAGAAGUAUAAAAAAAUGUUGGAAAAUGGGAUAAUAAAAGCGAAAGAAUAUUUAAAGAAGGCAAUUGCCAAGACUCUGGAUACUAUGAAAGUUGUUGAUGCGAAGAUCAGAGCCGCUGUUGAAAAAGCUAUCUUGGAGGGUAAAAGUAAAUACAAAGAUAUCAAGAAAUUAAUCGCAGAUAUGUUGGCAAAGAAAGGGUCACAGAUCUCAAAACGACAGGCACCUUCUUUAAGAGACCUCCUGAAGAAAGCUUUAAAAAAAUCAACUGGUCUCAUGAAGUGGACAAUCAAGAAUCUUUUGGAGAUGACGACCAACCAGUUGCAUACCAUUAAAAGAUACGUUCAAACAGUUCUUGAUAAAGUUCUCGGAACCUACAAACGCGAUGUUGAAGACAGUGUAAUCGCAGAUGAGUCGGAUAUAAUGCUAAAAAAACAUUUAGAAGAAAUAUCAGAUAACUUUGCUCUGGAUGUUGAUUCAAUGAUGGAAGAAAUUGCUGACGAAACAAGUUCAUUGAUUGAGGAUAUCAGUGAUGAGACUAGAAUGCAGAAACGAUUUAUUAACUUGGAUUCUGAUGGUUUAAAGGAAUAUGUCACCAAAAUUUUGAAGCAGCAUGUUGGAAAAGCUUAUGACAAGAUAAUGGCAAAAUCCAAAGACCUGAUGAAGGAUAUUGAAGAAGCAUUGAAGAAAGCCGGAGGAAGCAUAAUUGAUGUCUCCAAGGCUGUUCUUGCAAAGAUUAAUGAAAUGCUGAAGAACUUGGAAGCUGGGAAAGAGUUUUAAUGGUACAAAGGAAAUCACGAACGUUUUUUUUUUUUAAAUAAUGUUAAGCAAUGAAAUUAGUAACAUAAUAUUGAUAAAGUUCA